GGAGAAAAAAAAUUCCCCACGGCUGCCGGUGCACAAAGCAGUUUACUGAUCAAGCUGUAAAGCUAUGUAAAGCUAUAUCCAUGUAUACUGUUGGACUUCAUGGGCCUCGAGUCAGAAAUGGCGCCUUCCUUCUGACUCACUCUAUGUCAGCAUCCAGUAUAAUUACCUCACCACUCAACGAGUUGCCAGUAAAACAGAACACUGAUUGGGCCACCUCUUGAUCAACAUGUACAAAUACUUCUCUCUUCCAGUGCCUGCUACCCCAUCUGCGAUAGCAGCUUACAAGUCGCUCCGACUCACUUCUCUCAGGGUGGAUGCUGCCCACUUCAGUUCUAACUACGUUCGUGAAGCCGCUUACACAGACGAAUUCUGGUACAGGCGUCUUAGUUCGCCGUGCAAACGGACGUUUGUUGUGGCCAAAGCCACUGAUAUAUCCCCGGAUUCAGAAAGCGGGGUCCCCGAUGGGAAUUCGGGGAUCGGAAUGGUUACUAUCCUUGCGCCUUCGGAAAUUCCCUCAGCCACUCUGGGACCCUUAGAAAGGGCCGGUUUGAGUGCAAACUGGGAACCCUAUUUCCUGGUGGCAAUGUGGGUCCACCCUGAACACAGGGGAAGGGGUGUUGCGAAGGAAUUGGUGAAGCGGGGGUUGGAAUGGGCAAGAACGUUCUCCGAUCCCCAGUCCGCCCAUGAGAGCGGGGAGAAGGAAAAAGUAGUGGUGCUAAUGGUUCACGAUCAUAACAAGAACGCGUGCACGCUUUACACCAAGAUGGGAUUUAGAUAUUUGACAGAGGCAUCGUGUGAGGAGGGCUGUAGGUGGAUGGCUGUCAAAGUUUAGGAAAGCGGAUAUAGAUUGCCAAAAGUCAUUGAACCUGCAGCCUCGGGUUGAGAUA
Messenger RNA from Pisolithus orientalis, 887 nucleotides. RefSeq lists its product as uncharacterized. Lineage: Eukaryota; Fungi; Basidiomycota; Agaricomycetes; Boletales; Pisolithaceae. The transcript has a single exon. Gene Ontology annotation, molecular function: acyltransferase activity, transferring groups other than amino-acyl groups. The coding region runs from base 227 to 832 and encodes 201 amino acids. The record is from RefSeq and is a predicted model, not a curated record.